CGUCGUAAAACUGUCGUGAUGUGUUGGACUCUAGUGUCCAAACCGAGAAGGAGUCGCCCCCAGAGACCGCCUCAUACACCAUAGCCAAUGCAAAAGCAUCAGGAUUUUAUUAAUUCUGUCAUGACAGGGUCCCCCAGCAUUCGGGAAGCUGAGAGACCUCGAAUAGCUGAAAAAGGUAUUUUCGCCGUUGGAUAUGUUGGAUAUGCGCCGUUGGAGCAUCCCCGAGUGUCCUCCCGCCUCUUGGACCUGGAAACUGCCAUGUGCAUGGGUUGUCCCUGUUGACCCAGUCUGCCUUGAGGAAAAGAAAAAGGUAGCCCACCGCCUGAGAGAUUUUUAUCAGGACUUGGUGACCUUUGAUGAUGUGGCUGUGGACUUCACCCAAGAGGAGUGGGUUAUAAUGGAUCAAGCUCAGAGAGACCUCUACAGAGAGGUGGUGCUGGAAAACUACCAGAACCUGUUCUCAGCAGGAUGUGACGUCAUCAAACCCAGUCUGAUCUCAUGGUUGGAGGAGGAAGAUUUACAGGAAGUGCAAAGAGAAGGUUUCCAGGAUGAGUAGUCAAGGGGAAACAGUUGUGAUCAGGAAGUUCCUUAAGUUUGGCAAUAGGAUGAAGGGUUUGGGGGGGGGGGUUGUUUGUUUGUUUGUUUGUUUUGUUUUUGUUUUCUUCCCUGUGAGUCAGGGUCUCACUGUAUAGCCCAGGCUGGCCCCUACAAUAUUCCCACCUUCCCCUUCUGGAUUCUGGGGUUGUGGAUGUACACCACCACACACAGCAUAAUGAAACUUUUUUUGUCUAUAAUUAAAACUUUAUUGAAAAACUGACACCAAAAUAGGAGAUCACUGUUGUAUACUUUAUAAAAUCAAACACAGCUACAUUGUCUUGGUAGAGUCACUAAACUUGGUAAGGCUUUCUGUGAAAAACGCAAACUCAGGAACUUGUAUAGAUGAUUAGUGUUGCUUUCUUCUAAAUGAACAGCCUUCUGUGAGCCUGGCUUUUCCUCCUGUUGGCUGGCACAAAACUGUUGAACAACCUACACAAAGAACCACUGUCUGAGCAUGGCUGAAAACUGUAGUAAUCUUGUAGCAGCCU
Molecule: messenger RNA, 1085 nt
Organism: Myodes glareolus (Bank vole)
Lineage: Eukaryota; Metazoa; Chordata; Mammalia; Rodentia; Cricetidae
Source: RefSeq, a predicted model, not a curated record